CUUUGCUUAGGGAGUCACCGCCCCCCGGCGGCGGGGAGCGCAGGUAGCGGCAUGGGGCGGGCGGCGCUGGCGCUGUGGACGGUGGUGGCCGCCGCUGCCGUAUGGCCUUCGGGAGCCGCGGCGGGGGGGCCAGCAGAUGCCAAGUGGAAAAGAAUAACCGAUCAAAUUAACAGAGCUGUAGAAGUCUAUAAGCCAUGUGUAAAGGAGAAUUGUAGCUGCCACCAAAGUGUCUGGAAACAGGACCUGGCUCCUUUUCGAAGUGGCAUUUCCAAAGAGGCAAUAUCAGACGUGGUGAGCCGGAAGCUCGGGACGCACUACCAAAUCAUUAAGAACAAGCUGUACCGUGAACAUGACUGCAUGUUCCCUGCAAGAUGCAGUGGAGUUGAGCAUUUCAUUCACGAGAUCAUCAACCGCCUCCCUGACAUGGAAAUGGUGAUUAAUGUGAGAGACUACCCCCAGGUCCCCAAGUGGAUGAAACCCAUUAUCCCAGUCUUCUCCUUCAGUAAGACAGCUGAAUACAAUGAUAUAAUGUAUCCUGCCUGGACGUUUUGGGAAGGAGGACCGGCUGUUUGGCCAAUUUACCCAACAGGUUUGGGGCGCUGGGACCUCAUGAGAGAAGACCUCAGAAGAUCUGCAGAAAAAUGGCCGUGGAAGAAAAAAAUCUCUAAAGGAUAUUUCCGAGGGUCCAGGACGAGCUCCGAAAGGGAUCCCCUCAUUCUGCUGUCCCGAGAAAACCCAGAACUCGUUGAUGCAGAGUACACCAAAAACCAGGCUUGGAAAUCUGAGAAGGACACCUUGGGGAAACCUCCUGCAAAAGAAAUUCCACUGGUUGAUCACUGCAAAUACAAGUACCUGUUUAAUUUCCGGGGAGUGGCCGCCAGUUUCCGGUUGAAACACCUCUUCCUGUGUGGUUCACUCGUCUUUCACGUUGGAGAAGAGUGGUUGGAGUUCUUCUAUCAACAGCUGAAGCCCUGGGUCCACUACAUCCCAGUCAAAUCAGAUCUCUCUGAUGUCAGGGAGCUGUUGCAGUUUGCAAAGGAAAAUGACAACAUAGCACAGGAAAUUGCAGAGAGGGGACGCCAGUUCAUCACUGAACACUUGCAGAUGGAGGAUGUCUCUUGCUACUGGGAGCAUCUGUUGUCAGAAUAUUCCCAAAUCUUGACUUACAAAGUGAAAAGGAGGAAGAACUACAGUGAGAUCACUUCUGAAUGGUUGAAAACGGAACUGUAGAGACUUCUCUGCUUUUUCCUUCAGCUCAAACUGAUCUCUCUGGAAAUCUGAAGAUGGGUGUAUCUUCUUUCCGGUUCUCUCAGAUUUAUUAUUCUUUACACUAAAACUGCAGAGAGCACCAAUAGGCUAACUUUAAAAUUAUUCCCAUGCACUGGGACCCAGGUCUACUGUUGCCAUAAGAACAGUAAGUUGAAGGUUAGAGUAUGGCUGUGUGCUGGGCUGGUUAUGCUCAUGCCUGGAAGAGUGUUGUUGCAGAAUCAUAGAAUGGCCUGGGUUGAAAAGGACCACAACGAUCAUCUAGUUUCAACCCUCCUGCUAUGUGCAGGGUCACCAACCACCAGACCAGGCUGCCCAGAGCCACAGUCAUUUGGGAUUUUGUUACUGCCUGUCUCAGAAUGAUCCUAAAUCCUAUUCAGUCAACGAGAUGCCUUGCUGUUCAUUUUACUGGACCUUUUGCCAAGUCCUCUGUACUCAUGGCAAGGUAGUGUUUGCUAUGCUCAGCUGGGAGAUACAUGUCCAUUUUUGGCAGUGGUCAGUGUUUUCUCAUCUGUGUGAUAGCACUUAGGAUAUUAGGUAUUCACUGACAGGAGCAGGUACUGGGAUUUGAGGUAACCUUUUUAGAUAGCUUUGAGUUUAGGUUUGUGAUGUUUAGGUCAAGUUUUUAAGGUGGAUGGCAGACUUUGAUGGGCCAUUAAAAGGACAAAUUAUCCUUGCACAGGUAAAUUACCUACCUCACAAGGGAAUGGCUGGUGAUGAUAGCACUGCCAUAAUGCUUGGCCUGAGUAGUGGACAGUCAAGCAGCUGAGAUAAAGACUGCCUCCACUGUGGGGCAAUGAGCUGGAUCCGUGCACAGCCAUGCAAAACUGAGGCUGUGUUAUCAAGGUCUCAGCAGUCUGCUGGUCAGACAUCCUGGGACCCUUAAGAACUUGGAGAAAAUAUACGCAGAGGUAGAUCGAGCUGUUCUUUUAUUUUUUUCCUACAUAUUCAGAGAUUCUCUGCUCUGAUCCUCUUCUGUAAUCUUUCAUUUUAAGGCUGGUGACACCUCUGCUCAGUUCAACAUUCCCUUUUCUUACACCCAGCUGUUAGGCUCCCUUUCUCUCAGUCUGAUUGACGGAAUGCCUUCAAGUCACACAAAGGCAGCUACUCCUCACAUUGUUCAUCUUAAGUUCAGUCAUAGGUUGCUUGUGCUAAGCGUUUUUAUGCCAACUGCAGGCUGCUCAGCUCAUAAGGAAUACAAUUCCCAAAACGCUCUAUCUUUUCUGAGCGGAGAGAGACCUGGGAGGAAGCAGUGUGUUCUCUGGCAUCCAGACUGGCUUCGUUUCUCCUACUUACUGUAAUGUCAAAGCCUUGCAUUAAAACAAGUUUUUGAGUAGCACAGAGCUACGCUGUACUUCCUAACCUGUCUGGUCCCCUGCAGCUGUGAGUCACUUGCUUUGGGAUCACUGCUCCUUCUGUGCUGCAGAACGUCUGCCUGAGCAGGGCCAGAGCAGCCGCUGUCCCAGACGUAUCCUUUGGGUGUCAGGGGCCGUCCGUCAGCAGAACACAGGUCUUGGCCUUCCUGGCAUCUGGGUGCCUAAGCCUGUUGGAGUGCAGAGGAGCAGAGUGCUCCCUCUGGCUGAAACAGCAGGGGUGGCAGCAGCAUGGGAUUCAGGGGUUGCCUCUGCAUUUCUGCUGAGCUCCGUCGCUUACAAAGUGGCCUCAGUCAUGUCUUAGGAAGCAGCACCUUAAUGGAAGGGAACAGUAACAGCAGCUUGUAGUUUUCUCUGUAGUCAUUUUGGAUCAGAGAAGAAAACACAGUCAAGAAGCUCCAAGUACACUCGCAACACAUACGCACUCAGAGACCUCAGCAGCACUGCCCUUUCCAGGAGCAGGGAUGUAACUAUCAGUGGUACCAGUGAAGCUGCUAGAGCCAUAUGCGGCUCUGUGCCACUGUGGGCACAGAAAACAAAUUAGGGUGUUAAAAUAGCCUGGUUUCAGAGGAAAAGGGUUGAGUACAAGUGGAAAGGGUUUUCUGGUUUUGUAUUUUUAGCCAAUGAAGCUCAGCAACCUGAGAAAUGGAAACAACUCUGUAUAGUAUUUUUAAACCAUUUUUAGUGAUGUGCUUUUGGAUUAAAACAAACAAAAAAUGAA
Tympanuchus pallidicinctus (lesser prairie-chicken) is the source of this 3360-nucleotide messenger RNA. It is a transcript of the gene POGLUT1, whose product is annotated as protein O-glucosyltransferase 1. Lineage: Eukaryota; Metazoa; Chordata; Aves; Galliformes; Phasianidae. Gene Ontology annotation, biological process: protein O-linked glycosylation; positive regulation of Notch signaling pathway. The transcript has 11 exons. Gene Ontology annotation, cellular component: endomembrane system. The coding region runs from base 52 to 1230 and encodes 392 amino acids. Gene Ontology annotation, molecular function: UDP-glucosyltransferase activity; UDP-xylosyltransferase activity. The record is from RefSeq and is a predicted model, not a curated record.